This is a messenger RNA of Aptenodytes forsteri (emperor penguin), 2148 nucleotides long. RefSeq names its product defective in cullin neddylation 1 domain containing 2 (gene DCUN1D2). Lineage: Eukaryota; Metazoa; Chordata; Aves; Sphenisciformes; Spheniscidae. Bases 397 to 1032 code for a protein of 211 amino acids. Gene Ontology annotation, biological process: protein neddylation; positive regulation of ubiquitin-protein transferase activity. The record is from RefSeq and is a predicted model, not a curated record. The transcript is spliced from 6 exons. Gene Ontology annotation, cellular component: ubiquitin ligase complex. Gene Ontology annotation, molecular function: ubiquitin-like protein binding; cullin family protein binding; ubiquitin conjugating enzyme binding.
GGAGCUGUCCGGGGAAGGGUUCGCAUGCUGCCCUCCGCCGCAGCCUGCGCGUUUUCAACUUCAGCGCUUCCUUGGUAUUUGCGAUCGGGGAUGUAAUCACCGUUUUGAGAGGGCUUCUGAAACGUGACCUAAUCGUGGCUUGAUGCGAAGUACACCUCCUUGUUUGGGUUCCAUUAGCGAGAAGUCAUGCUAGAAACGCGACUUCCAGACCUUCCCCCCCUGCCCUGUAGAGAGAGUAUAGGUACCACUGUCUGCUACGCAGGGCGUUGAACGCCAAUGAACGGUAGAAGCUAUGCUGCAUGGCAGAGUAGUCGAUUGGGUAGUCGAAUGUGUUUCUUAUCUCUGAUUGCUUCAAAUAACUCGGUGUUUCAUUCUGAACCUAGAAAAUAUCCCUAAAUGCCUGGCCAUAAGCUUAAAUCGUCUCAGAAGGACAAGGUCCGCCAGUUUAUGGCAUUUACCCAGGCUGGUGAAAGGACUGCUAUAUACUGCUUAAUGCAGAAUGAAUGGAAGCUAGAAGUGGCAACAGACAACUACUUCCAGAACCCAGACUUGUACUACAAAGAAUCCAUGAAAAAUUCAGUAGACAGGAAGAAAUUAGAACAAUUGUAUAAUCGAUACAAAGACCCACAAGAUGAAAAUAAAAUUGGCAUUGAUGGGAUUCAACAGUUCUGUGAUGAUCUAAGCCUGGACCCAGCCAGUAUCAGUGUUCUGGUUGUAGCAUGGAAGUUCAGGGCAGCUACUCAAUGUGAAUUCAGUAAAAAGGAAUUUGUUGACGGCAUGACAGAGUUGGGGUGUGACACCACAGAAAAACUAAAAGCUUUAUUGCCAAGACUGGAACAAGAGCUAAAGGAUCCAACAAAGUUCAAAGAUUUUUAUCAGUUUACUUUUAACUUUGCUAAAAACCCUGGACAAAAAGGUCUAGAUCUAGAAAUGGCAAUUGCAUAUUGGAAUUUAGUCUUGUCAGGAAGGUUUAAAUUUCUAGAUCUUUGGAAUAAAUUUUUGUUGUCAAGAUACGACAUUUGGCUUGAGUGAGAGGACAUGUUUGCUGUUGUUUUGGACAUCAACUUCAUUUUGAUCAAGUUCCAGAUUUUUGAAAUGCAGUUUGUUCUUCUCAAUACUUCAGAGUAUUGCUGCUUAAAAAAAAAAAAACCCAACCAACUAAACAAAAAAACCCACAACACAAAACCAAAACCACAAAAAAACCCAACCCUUCACCGAUUAAGUCUUUUCGUGCAGUUGCAACUUUUCUCUGCAAACCAGAACUAGGUGUUGAAAUUUAAUUCCCUAUUACUCACCCCUGCUAUCUUCAGGUAACACAGCAGUAUCACCAGAUGAAGGGAGAUGUGAAUGGUCUGACUUGAUCCUACAGCUCACAACUGCUUAGUAGUUGUGUUUCCCCACACACUCUCUCUUCUUGGGAGUGUUUAUUUUAAAAGCUGAGAGAACGCUGAUUGGGACUGAAGUUUUUGGAGUGCUGCUCAAACUGGCCAGGGUGGCAACUAGGACUUGUGAAUGGGGUGAUGCAGAAAGAGCGUACUUGAAAUCGGACAAGAGGUGGUAGUGGAGAAUAGGGCAGACUGGGAAAAAGGAGACUGGACAGAAGUGGAGCAAAUGCAGGUAGUGCAUUAUGGUGAAGGAGAGAACAGCUGAAGAGAGGCCGAGAUGACGGAUCCGGAAGGUAGUCUGGGAGUAAGUGGGAAGAGCGAAGGUGCAACUGUAACCAACAGGUUGAAAGAGAGACUGGGUAGGUGUGAGUAAAAAGGGAUAAGGAAAAAAGGCCUCAAGUUGAAGUGGCAGAAUGCUAACCUGUGGCUGCACAGUUUCAAAACCUGGAAUGGAUGCCAUUAAGUAGAAGUAUAAAGUGCAUUUGGUUUAUUCUUUUCCAUAACAAGUUAGGAACACAUACCCUAAAAGCAGAAUGGAAGAAAUAAAUGACUAUCAAAGACGACUUAUACUUUUUUGCCGCCUUCAGUUGUAAUUUAUUUUGUAGCUUUCUUUGGAAGCUCUGAGCUUCAUUUAAAAAAAACAAAAGAGAGAGAGAGAGAAGAAGAAGAAAUACUUGUAAAACAUGUAUUUCUGUAUAUGUCAGUAUAUCAAAAUACUACUGUGGAAUUUGAAAAUAGUUUGGAUUGAACAGUACCAUUUUUC